AUGUAUCGAACCAUCCGAAAACGAAUCCAGCCCAUUGCAAGAAAUAAUAACAAUAAUCGUAAUAAUAAUGACACUCAAGAUGACAACGAUUACGCCGAUGUUCCCUUCGAUGAGAGAAUAAACCAAAAAGUAGUCAAGAAGCAAAUAGAAAUGAAAUCGGAAUCCUUGUGUCGGCCACGGUCGAUUGGUUUGUUGGCCUUACGACAACGACAAAAGCAAAAGCAGACGCAAAACGAAGGAGUGGCCAUUGCGAGGGCUUCGACUUAUAAUGCUGAAUGGAAGAAUUCUCCAAGAAGAACACGAGCGGGCCUCAUUUCUCGAACGACAGCGGCGAGCAAACGAGACCAGACGACUCCGGACCUUGUCCCACCAGAGACAACAACAACGACGACAUUAAGAACAAGAGUCAUCUAUACCCCACUUCCUACAAGGUCCGAAACACCGAAGAACAAACCAGAUCCUACCCCACAAGAUGCUUCUUCUAAUGUGGUGCAAGAGAACAAUGAUGAUUCUUCUUCUUCCUCUUUUUGCAGUAAGUAUACUACCUCGGACGACGAUGACUAUACUUCCUCCUUUGGGUCGGGCGUCUCGUCGCUCUCUGGUGUCUUUGCAGACGUGCAAAGUUCAAAUUUUGAUGAUGAUACUACCAAGUUGUUGGAGGAUGCCUCACACUUGCAACAAGAAGGAGAAACCACGUUGGGGGAUACUAAUACGACGCAGCAUGAUUCCAUGGAAGAUGACGAUUGUGAUAUUCAUGAUGAAGAAUACACAAGCUUUCGAAGGAACAACAACAAUGCAAACUGUCGAAUGAUUUGUUUUGUGGAUGACGCCUCGGACAGCGUUGGUUUGGAAGACUUUCUCGACACGGAUACAAAUCGGCACAGAGGAAAACCAAAACAACAGAGCAAAAGUCAAGAGAAAAAGAAGCAAAUGAAGCUGCAACCCGAGAAAACAAAAUCAACCCUGUCCUAUUUUUGCGAAUCAUUGGAUUGCCUUGGACUAUGGAAAGGUUUGUGCUGGGGGAACGAAGAUGCUACCGGUACCGUUGGACUCACUGCUGAGGUCAAGGGUUGA
This is a messenger RNA of Cylindrotheca closterium, 1074 nucleotides long. The record is from the annotation of a GenBank genome assembly. NCBI's taxonomy places the organism in Eukaryota, Bacillariophyta, Bacillariophyceae, Bacillariales, Bacillariaceae.